Pelobates cultripes (western spadefoot toad) is the source of this 23350-nucleotide messenger RNA. The record is from the annotation of a GenBank genome assembly. NCBI's taxonomy places the organism in Eukaryota, Metazoa, Chordata, Amphibia, Anura, Pelobatidae.
CCAUUCUGAUUGGUUAAGCGGUGUCCGGCUCAGGGCCCUCUGUCUCUGCAGUUGUCUUCCGGAAGAGAACAUCCAAGCAGGCAACUGUGUUAGGUGAGGCCGGGGCUGCCAUGGGAGUGUCUGACUGAACUUUAUACAUAAUAAUAAACCGCUUCACCGUCUGUAUUACAAUGACUGCCCUGACUAUCAGAGCAAUUAGUAAACAGCAAUCUAGACCAUCAACUAUGCUGUGUAUAGAGCUCUGCACACACCGCGACCGGCAGCAAUUAUACUGAAUAUACACAGCACUGCACCAUGCACACAGCACUGUACCGGGGGGGGGCACUGUACCAUGCUCACAGCACUGUACCAGGGGGGCACUGUGCCAUGGACACAGCACUGUACCAUGCUCACAACCAGCACUGUACCAUGGACACAGCAUGGAUUGCUUUGUACAGUGCUGUGUAUAACUCACAGGCACACACUGAUUUAUCUUCUUUCACUUUCUAUCUUUUAGGAAAAGACAAUGAAGGACCAGGAUUUAGAAAGCUGCAUAACUACAGGUCUUCCAGUGUUAACAGCUGCCACCUCACUGCCACCACCAUCAGCAUCCAAUAACAUGAGCACUCCUGAUAUAUGUCCGUCUGCCCCAUUGGUCAGUCAAGGUGAGCAUCACCCAGAUAUUUUGGGACCCACACUUAAAAUGGCUAAACUGACCAAAUUCUGUCUGAAAUGUCAUUGUUUGGCUUUGUAUUUAUUUACAACUAAGACACAGAGACUGUCACACAGCUCAUAUUAAAGUACCUCAGAUGUAAAAGCUUUCCAUGAAGCCCCGAGACUUUUACCUUAUAAGCGGAACCUGCACUUACAGAGUUUAGAGUAUUUUCAUAAGGUGAGCACAAUGGCUGUGUCAUAGUAUCAGUAAAUGAAGUGGCAGAAUGAAUAUGCAUAUAAGUAGGGUGUAAUUGUAUAGCCAAAUAGAAGAAAAUGAGUGAGAAUACGAAGAGCUAAUUUCCCAGCCUGAUGUAAGACUCAAAUCCUGGUGCUUGACAUUUUAAUUAUGAAAAUAAAAUUGAGGUAUGCACACAAAAGCAGUGGCUGACAGGAAGUAUUAUGAUGAGUGUGUCCAAAAAUAAACAAUAAAAAGGUUGGAGUUACUUGUUCCAUAAGUUUGCUAUUAAUUCUGAAGUAGUUUUUCACUAAAAGUUAACCAUACGGCAGAGGCAGUGACCAUGAAAUAUAUCUAUCUAAUUUCUUUCGUAACAGAAGUAAAAUAGAAUUGGUUAUAUAGAUCCUAGGUGCCUGGCAGAUUCAGCUUUGUUCAGGCUUCAGUAUUUGUCACAAAAUUAAUUUCUUCUUCCACAUUCUAUUUAACACUAUACUGCAAAACGGAAGUUUGACUUCUUUCCUCCGAUAUAUCACUUACUCUGCUCCUAAUCACUCACUUUGCUCCUGCCAGGAGCUCUCUAUCUGAGCUAAGCCUGACAAUGCAGGACUUAGCUUACUGACUGAGAGUGAUCAGCUUGUUAUGGUGCUUGGAGUUUUUUUAACUGGCUGAGAAUUCUGGCAAAUGUAGUCCAACAGAUUAUGUAUAUUUGUUAGUUAUUUUUAUGUUUGUUCUUGUUAUAAAUCUGGCUUUUUUUGGCAGAAGAAGGUGCAGCUGGUCAACCACCUACUAUUUGUGAUGUAUCUGAAGAGCUUAGUAGACAACUGGAGGAUAUACUAAACACAUAUUGCACUGAUGCAGAGCAAGAAGCAGUAGCUGAACCUGAUGAGACAGAUAGAGGUCCUCCAGAGUCUACCAGAAAUGGGGAGUCGGGGUUAGUAGUACCAGAAAUCAACGGUGUAAAAGAGGAGUUACGAGGUGCAGAAGAUAAUAAAAACAUCAAUGACACUGACCGGGAUCAAAAGCGUAUUCAAGACAAGAAGAAAGCAAAGGGGCUCGGUGAGUGACACUGAACAUUGUGAAUUAUUAUUAUUAUUAUUAUUGCCAUCUAUAUAGCUCCAACAGAUUCCGUAGCGCUUUACAAUAUUAUGAGAGGGGGGAUUUAACUAUAAAUAGGACAAUUGCAAGAAAACUUACAGGAACAAUAGGUUGAAGAGGUCCCUGCUCAAAUGAGCUUACAGUCUAUAGGAGGUGUGGUAUAAAACUCAUUAGGACAGGAAAUAGUCCAAUAAGGUGGGAAUGAAGCAGAGCUGGAGGAGAGAGUAGAGUGCUGCCCUUUGAGAAAGAGCAAGAGACAGGUAUGUGAGGUAGAGGUUACUCUGGGAGGCCAUAAGCUUUCCUAAAGAGAUGGGUUUUAAUGCACUUCUUAAACGAUUGAAGACUAGGGGAGAGUCUGAUGGCGGUAGGCAGGCUAUUCCAUAGGAAGGGAGCCGCCCCCGAGAAGUCCUGUAAGUGUGAGUUGGCUGUACGGGUGCGAGCAGUGGACAGGAGAAGGUCACGGGCAGAGCAGAGAGACUGAGAAGGGGCAUACCUAUUGAUGUGUGAAGAGAUAUAAGCGGGGCUAGAAUUGUUCAGUGCUUUAUAGGUAUGGGUUAGCACUUUGAAUUGACUCCUAUAGGAUUCAGGAAGCCAAUGUAAGGACUGACAGAGAGGUGAGGUGUGAGAGGACCGACUAGAGAGGAAAAUCAGUCUGGCAGCAGCAUUCAUUACAAACUGUAGCGGGGCAAUUCGGCUUUUGGGAAGACCAGUUAGGGGAGGGUUAAAAUAAUCCAUGUGGGAAAUUACUAGAGCAUGGACAAGCUCCUUAGUAGCAUCUUGCGAAAGAAAGGGGCGGAUACGGGCUAUGUUUUUAAGAUGGAAUCUACAGUAUUUGGUAAUAUGCUGGAUGUGAUGCUCAAAGGUGAGGCCAGAAUCCAGUAUGACACCAAGACAGCGCGCUUGCAAGGAUGGACUUACGUGGAUACCACUAACUUGAAGGGAGAGCAAAAGAGGAGGAUCAGUAUUAGGAGGAGGAAAGACCAGGAGCUCAGUUUUAGAGAGAUUUAGUUUCAGAAAGCGGGAGGACAUCCAGUCAGAGAUGGAAGAAAGGCAAGCAGUGACAUGUUGCGGGACGGCAGGGGAGAGGUCUGGGGAGGAGAGAUAUAUCUGGGUGUCAUCGGCCUGCAGGUUGUAGUGGAAUCCAAAUAAGGUAAUACGUUUGCCAAGAGAGGCAGUAUAAAGAGAAAAUAGAAGGGGACCAAGGACAGAGCUUUGGGGGACUCAAACCGAGAAAGGACGAGGGGAGGAGGUAUCAUUAGAAAAGGAGACACUGAAGGAACUUUGGGAGAGAUAAGAGGAAAACCACUAGAGGACAAAGACCAAGUAAUUGAUGAGUUUGAAGGAGAGCAUGAUCAACGGUGUUAAAGGCAGCAGAGAGGUCAAGAAGAAUUAGUAUGGAGUAGUGGCCUUAGCAGUGAUUAGGUCAUUAGUGACUUUAAUAAGAGCAGUCUCAGUAGAGUGGAGGGGGUGGAAGUCAGACUAAAGAGGGUCAAGAAGAGUGUUGGAAUUGAGGAAGUGAGACAUAAGGGAAAAGAAUAAUGAUUGUUUGUAGUUCUGCAUAUAAAGGCAGCAGAGAGUCUCAGAAAUGCCUAGUAAUUAUUAAUUCAAGUUUUAUCUGUGCAGCAUAUGGCAUCAAAACAAGCCGAUGGCUCCACAUUUAAAUCUUUUUUCAAUAUCUACUUUUUAUAGGCAUGCUUUUUGCAAACAUCCGGAGAGCCUUAACCCCCUUAAAGACCAAGUUUAGUUUGUUUUUCACGAAAGGAUCAAAGCAAUUUUUGCUUUGGGUUUCGUCAACAGCAAUUUCUAUGUUUCUCAUUUAAUACACCAACACAUAUAUACAAUUUUUAAGGCUUUAAUGUGCCUUAACGUCGGCAGGGGGUGGAGAGUUCCCCAGCACAGAGGGAGCCCAGUGCUGGAGAAAGGUAAGUGGCUGAAGGGGUUUUAACCCAUUCAUCCCUGAGGGUGGUGGGGACCUAAUGACCCUAAAGUGCCAGGAAAACGAGUUUGUUUUCCUAGCCCUAUAGUUCUCCUUUAAGUAGUGUUUUUGAAGGAUUCCCUCAACUCAUGUCAUCAAAGGAAUUCCCUUGCUGAUUUCAGUAGAUGGAUUUCCUUACUAGCCCUAAUACAUAACCUAAUCCCAAUCCUAAAAUUAAAUCUAAAGCCAAUUUAAAUAUAAAGCAAACUCUAAACUUAACCCCUUAAGGACGCAUGACGAAAAUUUUCCCUUAUGCUGAUCCUACCCUUAAGGACGCCGUGCAGUAUUUUUCAAGCAGGGUCUAUUACCUUACUGGUAAUUAUGAGCCCCAGGUAUCAUUUGAUUCAUGGGGCUCACCUGGGGCCAGAAUUAGUGGCCCCAGACUGACCGAUGCUCUGUUUGCAGAGCUCAAAGUGAGCGCUGCAAACAAGCACUAAAUCCCCACUAUUACAAUUUGGUGUGAUCAGGGUUAAAUCCCUGCUCACACAAGGGAGUUCCAGGUAUCAAUGGAAACCUGGGGCUCCCCUCUGUCAACUGGGGACAUUUUUAGUAAACUCAGACUUUUUGAUUAGCUACAUGCAGUGCUGGAAGUCAGCGCGGCAUGUAUCUGCUUAAAUAGGCUUUUAAAUACCUAUAUCUAGAUUGUGGUGUAAGCAGGGUUAAAUCCCUGCUCACACCGGGAAACCUAGGUAUCAUUCGAAACCUGGGGCUCCCCUCUGUCAGCUGGGGUCGUUUUUAAUGUCCCCAGACUGACAGCUGAGCUGCAUGCAGAGCUCAAAGUGAGAUCGGCAUGCAGCUGUUUAAAUGCGGAUUUAAAUCCCCAUAGAGCACAAUUCAGUGUGAGCAGGAUUAAAUCCUUGCUCAGACUAGGGAACCCAGGUAUCAUUAGAAGCCUGUGGGUCCCCUCUGUCAGCUGUUGCCAUUUUUAGUGGCCCCAGACUGACAGCUGAGCUGCAUGCAGAGCUCAAAGUGAGGUUGGCAUGCAGCUCUUUUAAUGGGGAUUUAAAUCCCCAUAGACAGCAAUGUAUCGUGAGCAGGGUUAAAUCUCUGCUCACACCAGGAAACCUAGGUAUCAAUAGAUACAUGGGGCUUCCCUCUGUCAGCUGGGGCUAUUUUAGGAGACUGCAAUACUGAAAAUAGCCAGCAAUUAUACCACUGUCUGUUUUAGUUUAAAAUCCCUCUUCUAAUAUCAGUACUGAUUUUAGCAGAGGGAAACCUUUUGGAUUAAGAUUAAAUUAAGGAUUAUUAUUCAGUUUAGAAUAAGUAUUAGAUCUAUUAUCAAGUUUAUUAUUAAAUUUAUGUUUAAGUUUAGGUUUAUAAUUAAUUGUAGUAUUUGGGAUUAUGGUUCAGAUUAGGGUCAGCACGGGCAUCCCUUGCUGAAUAUAACAAGGGAAUUCCUCUGCUGACACCAUUGCUAAAGGUUCGAUUGAGAUUAGGAUUAAGGUUAUAAUUAGGGUUACACAUGGGAUUACGUCCCUAUGGUAUGCAUUGGUGGCGUAAUUUAAAUAUAUGAGCAGUUAAAAUGCCCCAAAAUGAAACAACGACAAAGUCAGUUUGCCAUUUAAAAAAACAAAAAAAAACUGUACUGGGCCUGGUAUGAUUUUAGCCCUGUAUUUUUUUCACAAAAACCUGGCGAAAGCAUACAAAGGGGUCAUUUUUGUACUUCGGAAAUAUAGCUGAGAAUAAUUGUGAUUUAAUUUACAGUAGCAUAUAUCAAGUUUCCAAAAUUAACCACUAAAAUACAAGUGUGUAUAAAAAUGCAAAAAUCAAAUUUGAAAGAAAUUGGUGCUAACAUAACUCUAUAAUAUACUAUAUGACACAGCCCGUGGUGUCUACUUUCACAAAUGGUAUGCACUUAUGGGGCAAUUUUAACUGUCAAACUGCUACAAUGCCCUAAAAUGUGAUAUAGACACAUCAAAUCCAUUUAUCAAAAUUCUAAUUGUAAAAACUGUAAUGGUCAGGACUCUUUAAAGGCACUGUAGGUUCACUGGAUAGUGGCAAAGAUAUACAUUGGGGGUAUUUUGUUUUUUUCUGAAGAGUUUGCCGAGCAUAAUUAUGGGGGUUUGAUCACAAUGGCACAUACCAGACUGGAAAAAUUACCCCCAAAAAUGUAAUGUGUAUGUAAAAUAUGCAAAAAAAAUAAAUAAAAUUUUACCACAAAGUUUGACAUAAAUUGGUGAAAAAAUGCCAUCAUGUUAAGGCACAAUAUACACCAUAUGAGAUGCACUGUAGUGUCUACUUUCACAAAUAGGUCAUUGAGGGAUAAAUUCAACAGUCAAACUGCUACAACGCCCCAAAAUGAGACUUGCACCCAUCAAAAUUAUCUUUUUCUACAGCAGUAGUAUACAUAAGCUUUAUGAAAUACACAUAAAAAAAAUUGUUUUAUGUGUGUAUGCUAGAAAUUUAGCAGAUAUUGGCGUCGAAGUGGCUAUGUAAAAAGUGUCAGAAUACCCUUCGGUAAAUAGCCUGUGAUGUGUGCUUUAUAUAAAUAUAUACUUUUGUGCGGCAAUUUUGCUUUCUGUGAUGGCUAUUAAAGGACCACUAUAGGCACCCAGACCACUUCAGGUUAAUGAAGUGGUCUGGGUGCCUGGUCCAUCUAGGAUUAACCCUUUCUGCUGUAAACAUAGCAGUUUCAGAGAAACUGCUAUGUUUACCUAUGGGUUAAUCCAGCAUCUAGUGGCUGUCUCAUUGACAGUCGCUAGAGGCGCUUCCGCGCUUCUCACUGUGAUUUUCACAGUGAGAAGACACCAGCAUCCAUAGGAAAGCAUUGAGAAUGCUUUCCUAUGAGACUGGAUGAAUGCGCGCGUGGCUCUUGCCGCGCAUGCGCAUUCAGCUGAUGACAUCAGAAGAGGGAGGAGAGUCCCAGCGCCGAGGGAGCCUGGCGCUGGAAAAAAGGUAAGGGAUUAACUCCUUCCUCCCCCUUCAGCACCACGGGAGUGGUACACUGAGGGUGGGGGCACCCUGAGGGCACUAUAGUGCCAGGAAAACUGAGCGCCGGGUGGGGGCCAUAAAUAACAAUAAGGGGGGAAUUCAACCAAUCAUAGUGCUCUGUGUCAUUUUACACAGCGUGGGAAAGUUCUUUGGAAUUUUCCCACGCAGUGUAAAAUGACACAGAGAACUCUGGUUGUAUUUCAAGCCAACCAAUCAGUGUUCUGAGUCAAAUUGCAGUGCGUGGGAAGGCUUUAUAAGCCUUUCCCCACUCCGCGGAGCUCAGUCUGCGUCGUGCCCUCGCCGGGCAAAGAUGCAUUAAUUUUUUAGCGUUGGGUUUUUUAUAUUUCGUUUUUUUUAUUUUUUUUUACACUUUUGACAGGUAUUAUGGUUUUUAUUUGGGCUUUUUUGGUUCUGAAAAAUGAAGAUUUUUAGGAAAAAAAAGACAUCAAAUGGUAAGUUAAAUUUUUUUUUUUACAGGUAAUUAGUUCUUUUAUACCCCCUCACUAUUUUUAAGGUGAGGGGGGCAGGUAGGGGUUUAACAAUUUAUUUUUUGGGGGGUGGAGGGUGACUAGGGGCUUGGGGAUCCCUAGUCACCUUGGAGGAGGGACACGGGACAUUUUCAUUUAGGGCCCCCACCCGCCGCUCUGGGGUGAGGGCCAGGGGGAAAGACAAUAGGUCCCACCCAUACUCAUUUAGGGCACGCAGCCGCCGCUCAGGGAUUGUAGGCGGGGUGGUGGGGGACAAUAGGUAGGGUAGGGGCAAAAUUUACUAAUACUAAGUAAUCUUUACUUAGUAUUAGUAAAUUUGGCUGAAAGACCAAUUUAGGUCUUUCAGCCUUUUGGUAGAUAUCAGAUCGGAGUUUCAUUAAUUCGAAUGAAAUUCCGAUCCGAGCAAAUUCCCGAAUUGCGUCCUAACAUGAAUGAACAAACUGUUCUCAUUCUGUUAGGACGCAUUUCAGUAGUUUUGCCGGCGUUCUGUCUAAGUGACAGGAUGUUCAGGAAAAGUGAAAGGAAGCAUCGUGGGAACAGGGAGAAAAGGUAAGAAUUGUGGGAAAAUUUCUCAAAUCACCGGAAAUGAAGCACACUUUGCUCCUCCGCUGGUCAGGCGUAGGAAACCUCCAUAAGACAAAUAGUCCUUACUUUGUCUUAUGUUUUAAAGAAAACCAGAGCAGACAGGAAGAAAUGUAGAACAGAUCCUGAGAGAGGGAGAUAAGAGGAACCGAUUUAAAGAAAGGUAAGUUCGGCAUGACCGUGCCGCUUUAAGCUGCACUUAUUAUACAAAUGUUAUUAUUGCCCAAACUGUGGGGGGGGAGAAAACAAUUUUUUAUUUUUUACAAUAAAGAAGAAUUUAUAUAUGUAUAUGUCAGAUUAAAGCCCUUUUUGUCCUUUAAAAAAAAAAAAUGGUAUAUAACGUGUUGGUGCAAUAAAUAAGAAAAAUGCAAACUGAGGUUGAACACAAAUAGCAAAAAAUUCAAAAAUUGCUUGUGUCCUUAAGGGUAAGUCCAGUUUUUGAAGCUGCGUCCUUAAGGGGUUACUAUUUUUUUCUAAUCUAUAAUCUUAAUUAGGGAUCGACCGAUUAUCGGUCUGGCCGAUAUUAUCUGGUGCUAUUCUGUAUUUUCGGUAAUAUCGGUAUUGGCCAAUAAAGAUACCGAUAUUGCCGAUAAUACAUACCAGGACCGCUGGGCCCAUUACAAGACUGGGGGGCCCCGCAGCAAGCGCGUACUUACCUUCCCAGCUGCUCGCUUCAGCUCCACUGUGUAAAUCUUGCGAGUCCCGCGGCCGUCGUAAUGUUGCCACGGGUUACCAUGGCAACGCGGUACACAGGCCGCGAGAUUUACACAGGGAGCUGAAGGGAAGGUAAAUAAGCGCUCGCUGCGGGCCCCUCUGUACUUUCCAUGCCACUAGACCACCAGGGAAUGCUAUAUCCCCCCCUCCCUGGUAAGAAGCAGGGAGGGGUGGACUAAAAAAUAAUUAUUUAAAUAUUUUAAAAAAAAAUUAAAUACAAAAUGCAUCCUCCCCACAAAUUACAUACCUACAGAAACACACACACACACGGCAUUAUAUAAACACACUACACAAACACACUGUGUAUAUAAUGUAGUGUGUUUAUAUAAUGCAGUGUGUGUGUGUGUAGUUUUUUAUAUAAUGCAGUGUGUUUGUGCACACACACACACACUACAUUAUAUAAACAAUACACACACACUCUGCAUUCAUUAUAUAUACACACUACACAAACAAACUGCAUUUACUAUACACACUACACAAACACACAUACUUUGCAUUUAGUAUAUACACGCACACUACACACACACACACACUGCAUUCAUUUUACGCACACUACACACACUGCAUUCACUUUACGCACACUACACACACACUCUGCAUUUAUUAUAUACACUACACAAACACUGCAUUCAUUAUAUACACACUACACACACACUCUGCAUUCAUUAUAUACACUACACAAACACUGCAUUCAUUAUAUACACACUACACACGCACACUCUGCAUUCAUUAUUUACAGACUACACAAAUACAUUGCAUCCACUACACAAACACACAGCUCCUCUGUCUAAACACACUGCAACCACUACACGUGGCAUGUAUAUUUUGUGCAUUUACCUUUUAGAAAUUGUUUAUUUUUUCAAAAUGGUAAAUGUACAGAAUAUCGGUAUGUUAUCGCCUAUCUGCCUGAAAGUUCACAGAUUAUCAGUAUCGGCUCUAAAAAAUCAAUAUCAAUUGAUCCCUAAUCUUAAUACCUAAUUUAAUUCUAAUCACAAAGGGAUCCCUCUGUUAAUCUCAGUACUGAUAUUAACAAAAGGGAAUUUGAAGCUAAAACAGAGUGGUGUGUUGCUGUCAUCUACUGGCUAUUUUCAGUAUGUCCGCUUUCUAUCUUUGAUAUUGGAUAUAGUAUGAUCAAUGCAUUGUGAUCAGUGCUGGGCAGCUGACAAAGCACAAAACUGAUCAAAAUGCCAUUGGGUCAUGAAGGGACACAUUUCAGGGUCUUUUUAAACCAUCCCAAUCAGAUCUAGUAAGAGAAUCACUGUGGCUGAACAUGAUUGCUCAGCUGCAGAGUUAUCUAUGUAUUUAAAGGGCUAUAAACAGUGCUGACUUUCAGCAUGAAUGCAGCUCUUCAAGAAAAUGUGGUGCCUCAGGUGACAGAGGGGAGCCCCAAUUAUCUCAUCAGAGAUUUAACCCUGUUCACACUGCAUUGCUGUUUAUGGUGAUUUAAGUCCCCAUAUUAAAGGACCACUAUAGGCACCCAGACCACUUAAGCUCAAUGAAGUGGUCUGGGUGCCAGGUCCCUCUAGUUUUAACCCUGCAGCUGAAAACAUAGCAGUUACAGAGAAAUUGCUAUGUUUACACUGAGGGUUAAUCCAGUCUCACUGACAGUCACUAGAGGCAUCUUCCUCGAUUCUCACUGUGAGAAUCACAGUGAGAAGACGCUGACGUCCAUAGUAAAGCAUUGAGUAAUGCUUUCCUAUGGGCAGUUUGAAAGCGCGCGCUGACGUCGGCAGGAGGAGAAGAGUUCCCCAGCGCUGAGGGAGCCCGGCGCUGGAGAAAGGUAAGUGGCUGCAGGGGUUUUAACCCCUUCAGCCCAGCGGGAGGGGGGCCAUGAGGGUGGGGGGGACCUAAGGAAUACAUAGUGCCAGGAAAAUUAGUUUGUUUUUCUGGCACUUUAGUGGUCCUUUAAGAGCUGCAUGAUGAUCUCAUGUUGAGCUCUGCAUGCAGCUCAUAUGUUAGUUUGGGGCCACUAAUAAUGGCCACAGCUGCAAACCGAGCAUAUAGAGCUGAUAGAGGAGAUCCCCAGGUAUCAAAAGAAGGGGUUUAAACCCUGCUGGUAUUUUUACUGCAUGAGGGUCUAUGCUCUCACUGUCAUGACCUUCAUGUGGUCGUUACUUGGUUAAAAUGCACUACAGUAUGGAAAUUAAUCCAUAUUUAAUUCUAAUUCCCCCCAGAACUUUUCUGUGUAUGUUUAAAAAAAAAAAGUUAAUGUACCAUAUGGAUACCAAGUGCUUUAAUUGUUUUUUUCACAACUGCUUUCAAUAAAAUAAAAAAAUCCAAAACUGACAGCGUAACUUAAUAUUCCUUUAAAAUAACACUUCAUGUCAAAAAUGACCCCAAUUUCUUUUCAUGCAUGUUAUUUGGAAUGUACAAAUUUUCCUAGAUUUUAGGAACCAUACAAAAUUUCCAUGAGCCUCACGAAAUUUUUCGGAUGGACCAAAUUCGGUGAACGUAACCAAGUUCCAACCGGAUUGACAGUUCUCAUAUUUACUAAAGCCAAAUCCUCUCGAAAUUCUGUCAACUCAUCCAGAUCUGCACCAUUUUGUCAGUUGCAUUCAUGUCAACUUUAAAUUCUUAUAUCAUGUGCAGGAUCUAGACAUUUACAAAGCACAGAUUUUAAAGAAAGUCUAGACCAAAUCUAGCAGAAUGCCCAUUUACAAAUUAUAAGUCGCCUAUUUUUUGUAAGCGAACAAUAAUCAUCAGUACUUGUCAUGGGUUCAUGAGUCUAUUGCUGUUAUUCCUUCAAUCCCCCCCUAGUCCUAAUUACAGUUGUGUUUAACCCCUUAAGGACACAUGACGGAAAUAUUCCAUCAUGGUUCCCUUUUAUUUCUGAAGUUGUCAUUAAGGGGUUAUUAUAGUGAAAGUAUUCCCUUUGUGUAGAGUAUCCCCAAUAUAAUGGACGCAACCAGUCGUAUUGGGUAAAAGCAGCAAUCUCAACUUGAUUAGGCCACACUCAGCUUCUUAUGCAGUGCCCUUAGCAUGGGGUUUCUAAUACAAAAUCACAGGGGUUUCCUUCUCACAAGCCAUUGUGUUUAAGAGCUAAUUGAGCUCCAAUUAGGCUAAUCCAAUUAACUCUCAAAUAGGAAAACUUACAUACAAUUUUUACAUAUCACAAAAAUAGUAAUAGCAUCAGAACCCCACAAAAUUAUAUUCCGAAUAGCCGCGAUCUGAGCGCACAACAUAUCCAAAAAGCAUUCAGAUCGGUUCGGUAAAACUAAAGUUAUGUUUGUGCAUAUAUGAACUGGCUGCCUUGCAGAAGUGGUAUUGUCAAUUCCAAAAGGGGUUAACUUGAUUGUAUGGGAGGCCAGAGCCUACAACCUAAAUUCCUCUUUGAAGCUGGGACCCCAGAAGAGCUACUCUGUAAGAUGUGAGAAGUCACACAUGAGUGGCCUGGAAGUCUGGAACAUAAUUGGUUCACGACAUGAUAUCGUAAUUUCCUGCUGGACACCAAGACACAUAGCACAAUAGCUUUUACAUAAUACAAUUAACACAAUAGCUUUCAUCCAGCUCAACAUUAACACAAUGUGCCCCCAUAUCCUAUAUAUCAUUUUAAAGUCUGUGACUUGGUCCAUAGUCUGUGGGCAGGAGGCUAGCUGUUAUGCCUCUCCAGCAGGCUGUGGCACGGGAGCUUCCAUGACAGUACUUUUUACCUACUAGCAGCAUUGAAACCUUUGGUCUAUAGCCUUUGUUGGGCUACAUAUAUUUUAAAGUUACACUCCAACCUUCAUAAGCACUACAGAGCAUUGUAGUUAUUGUUCCAGGAGUGCCAUGGCCCGUCUUGCAGUGUAAAUAAUCCAACAAUUUGCUAACAGUUUGACUUCAUUCCUGGGGUCCACCACAAGAGUCAGGAGAGUCACUGCAUCCAGCAGCAUGCACAUUUACAAAUUAUCAUUCACUUAGGUUUUGUAAGCAAACCAUAAUAAUCAAUAGUUUUUGCCUAGGAGAAUGUGAUGUCCGUCAGGAUACCGCAAAGGGGGGCGGGGAAAGCCAUCUCUAUUACUGCACUAUGCAGAAACUGCCUACUGCUCCACUAAUAACACUGGUAGUGCUGCAACCUUCAUUCUCCUUUCACUACAAGCUGCUUUAUAAAAGGCACCAAUUAAAGUAGAUGGUUACCAUGCCUUUUCCAUUUUACACUGCAGUGAGUGAUAUUGCCAUAGGUCACAUUACGUUUAUUGCUGGUUGUAAUCCAGUGAUGAUCUGAUAAACCAUGUGAAUAAAGUGAGUCCUGUUUGUCAUUGUUGUUUGUUGUAUAUUUCAAUUGUCCCUUAUCACUGUGCCAUAGGAAAAGAGAUCACAUUAUUAAUGCAGACUCUGAACACACUCAGUACCCCAGAAGAAAAGCUGACUGCCUUGUGUAAGAAAUAUGCAGAGUUGGUAAGUAGAAUAAGUAGUUUUUGUCCUUUCGCAAAGCAAAGAUACAAGUUUACCAUAGACCGUACCCUUGAAUUUGCAGUGUGGCUUAUCAUGCUUCUAUGUGUUUCCCAAAGUUGGAAGAGCAUAGGACAUCCCAAAAACAGAUGAGGAUUCUGCAGAAAAAGCAAACACAACUUAUCCAGGAAAAGGAUCAGCUUCGUAAUGAGCACAGCAAGGCUAUCUUGGCUCGCAGUAAGCUGGAAAGCCUGUGUAGAGAGCUGCAGAGGCAUAAUCGCACCCUUAAGGUAAAUAAAGCUAUAAACAAAGCGUUCAUACUGUCCAACAUGGUACAGUUGAACUGUACACCUAUGCUUCCAAGCAUGUAACAUGUUGUCCUAAAGCUUAGUAUAAUAUAUGAGCAGUUUAAUAAAUAUACUGAAGCAGGGCAGCCAGAAUGACAACACUUUGGAGGUAAUGACAGUGACAAGAAUAACAGAGUGACAAUGAAAGCAGUAGAGGUGUUAAUUUAGUAAAUGUGUAGAUUAGCACACAUCUUCACUUACUGUUGCUAGCUGCGGGGAGCAUCCCACAUAAACGUGCAUUAUAUAGUAUGCUGUAUGCACAAGCGAGGUACUAAAGAGGCAACUAUUGAUGAGACACACAUUGCAAUGUAUGUGAGAACACACAAGAUUGCGCCCAGUGCUAUCACACACAAUUCCAAAUGGUGAUUACAGGUAUAAGCGUGCAUACAUAUUCAAUGCCUUAUUAGUUGCAAAACUAGAUGCAAGUAAUGGGCUGCUCAUAUAAGUCAGUGUUUAAAUCUUCUCUGAAUUUGUAUUAAUCUGCUCAGUCAUGCCCCCAUGGUAAAUGGCCACAUAUUUGUCUUUCACAUGUGGUUUAUGUGGUUUCUAACAGUACUCAACCCAAUGCAGUUUUAAUUGGAUGCGGAGAACACACUUUUUUUGACCAUCUUCAUGAAUUCAAUGUGGUGGGGGGGGGGGGGUAAUUUUCCUAAUCUGCAGAAUAAAUGGGUUAUAUGGACAUGCUCGCUCAUGUUAUCUGUACUCAAAUUGCACACUUUCUCUUUAUUCCCAACCCCCCCAGGAGGAAGGUGUACAGCGGGCGCGUGAGGAGGAAGAGAAACGCAAGGAGGUAACAUCCCACUUCCAAGUGACACUGAAUGACAUCCAGACACAGAUGGAGCAGCACAAUGAACGCAAUGCCAAACUGCGUCAAGAGAAUGUGGAACUGGCUGACAGACUGAAGAAACUGAUUGAACAAUAUGAGCUCAGAGAGGAGGUGAAAUUAACAAUUUUCAUUGGCUACCAAAAGUAAUAAUUUAUUUUCUAUUGAAAAAACUAGUCACAUUAAAGCAAAAGAGGUGGAUCAAAUGACCUGAGAGCACGGUCAGUAUAUUUGUUUCCAGAAAAUGGAUAUGAACAGAAAGAGGAAAAAAAUAGAGAUUUUAGAGCUAAUUUAAUAUUGAACUUUACAGGUUUGUUGUUUAGUACAUUUCCUUAUUUUGUUACUUGUUUUAUGUUUUUCUCAAAACAUAACUGUUAAUAAAAUAUUUAGCAUUCACACGUUUUCAUUUAUAAACAUUUGAAUAAAAACGUAUUUGCAAUGUAUAGGCAUUUUUAAAUAUUGUGCAUUGAUUGAGAUUGGAAAUAUUUUAUUGAUUGAGAAUAAAAAAAGAAAAUAACAUUUAUAGAACAUAAAAAUAUUUAAAAAGUGUAUAUAUUAAAAAAUAUAUAUAUUUAUUUUUUAUGCAUGUUAUUUUUAAGUAGUAAUACUUUUCAAACACCUAUAACAAGAAACUGUAUAAAGAUGACCUGUCCAAAGAAGGUUUUACUAAUACAUAAGGUGUACAAUAACCAGAGGGUAUUUUGAGGUAAUGGCGCUUGGGUCUGCCUGAAAAAAGGGCAUGUAAGUCUGGCAUGUGUGUAUACAAGGCUGACAGGCAGGUUGCUCAUGUGCAGAGUGCUGUCCAAGUACUCUUUGCACUGAGUGAACAUGUCUAAUUGUGUGCUCUUGCUGUACUUAUGGGGUGCAUUUUCCUGGUGUCCCCAGGGAACAACUACAAAAUGGUGGAAAACUGGUAAAUGUUGUAUACAGCAUAAAAUAAAGUAUCAAAUAGUUGUACACUAACUGAAAUAUACAAAAUAAGAAAUUAUAUUUACCUUGUAGUAAGGGUGUGCAAGUGAAGAUAGAUACUGCACUAGUACAUUAUUACCUAUGGCCAUAUAAUUACUUCCUGCAAUAUUAGAACCAGCUCUCACCAUUACUACCGUUCUCUGAGAUUCCUUCCCCCUUAUCUGCUAUUUCUUAUUUUGUCUAUUUCAGUUAAUGUAUCUGAGGCACAACUCAAUAAAGCCUGAUUAGAUACACAUUUACUGAUUUUAGUCUUAGCCCUCCCUUAGCUAACCCCGUACAUUAUUUGACACUUUAUUUUAUGCUCUGUACAACAUUUACCAGUUUUUGGAACCUAGUGAUCCACCAUUUUGUAGUUCUCUAAUCUACAGGGUUCAUGCCCAGGAUAGACUGGUACUAUCCUCUCUGAUUCUUUUUCACCGGACCUACUGGUCCAGUGAAAAAGCUGUUUAGUUCACCAGGGAGCAAACCCGGAAGACAUUAAAGGAACCCCAAGCUGGGACUGGGCAGUAAAUCCUUGACUGUAAAGUAGUUUAGUAAAAGAACAGUUUGUAGUUGGUGAAGUGUACUCAGCUGGUUGUAGUGCAGCAACACUUAUUUUGUGUUCUACAGACAACGGAAUUCUUUAUUUUAUUGUUCCAUUACUUUAGUCUUACGUUCAAUUUUUCUUUGCCCCCCAGCGAAUUGAUAAAGUGUUCAAACACAAAGACCUGCAGCAGCAGUUGGUUGAUGCCAAGCUACAGCAAGCUCAGGAAAUGAUGAAGGAAGUUGAAGAGCGGCAUCAGAGAGAAAAGGACUUUGUAAGUCACCUUAAGACUGUUUAUUUACCCUUCCAUGACAAAAUGCUACAGUCUGGACGUCAUCAUAGAUUGGUUUUAAGCAUGCUAUAUCCGCAUGUAGUACACAGUUUGUUUAUUAUUGUUCGCUUUAUAAAGCUUUGCAAUUGUUAAUUGAUUAGUUGUUAUAAUACGAUCCUUUUAAGAAAAGAUUAUGAUGGCAUAGACUAUCAUUGGUCCAUAAAUAUAUUCCCAUGUUUUUGUGUUAUGUGAAUCCAUAAAUUGCACAAACACUGCACAUCCAGAUCCCACUUCAAAAAGCAGAAGUGGUCAUGGUGGUUGGCGUAACCCUUUAAUUCCUUAGGAAUCGAUGAUCAUUUCAAUGUAGAACAGACUAAAUAUAUUUUGGCAUAUAGCAGUCUAUAUUGGUCUAUAUCAUGUGGUCUGGAGUCCACAUUUAUAAAAGCCAAAAAGGACAGGGGUAAAACUUAGCCAUUGGGAAGUUGAAAUUCAGCCCUGAUAUGCCAUGGACCCAACACUGUCUGUAAAGAUAUCCAGUGUUGUCUGAAAGCAGAGGCAUAUUGUAACAGUGGGCACACAGAGGCAGGGUGACUGUGUAUUCUAUUUCAAUCUUUUUUCAAGUGCUCUUGUUACAGGAGAAGUUUGCAUUAGUGAGUAGAUACUUUAGGCCUGGCUAGUAGCUAGUGAUAAUGAGUUUGAGUACUGGUAAACACACUCAACAGAAAAAACGGGGGAUCGCAAUUAAACUUGGUGUCCUAGCAUACUGGAUUAGCUGCCUUCCAAUAUGUCUAUCAAUAUUUAUAGCAAAUAUCACACUUGCAUUUGGGGGCUCACACUGUAAAAAUGAUCUCCAGGCUGAGGGUUACUACAGGUUUCAUCCUUAAAAUACAACAAUAAAAUCCAAAUUAAAUAAAUUACGUAGUUGAUAGGGAGUGUCCUAUUAAAUUUUUUUUCCCUGUUGCAAUUAGGAUUGAAAGUAGACUAGGUAUCUACAAAUCUGGAUUUUUAAUUUGGUUUGUGUCCAUUGUACAUGCAAGUCAAACCUCUGCAUCUUCUCCAUAUAGUAAUGUACACAUCCAUGUGUGUAUAUUCUUGGGUUGGAGACUGAUUUUUGUGAGCAUUAUAGAUUGUAUCUAUAUGCUGCUAGAAUAGAUAAAUGAGCAGUUUACAUGCAAUUUGACUAGAAUGUACAGAUGAAAUGUUACCCUUUUCAAACUCCAAAAUAGUAAUUUUUGUAAGUUUAAGAACUCAAGCUUAUUUUUUCUAUAUGGAUUAAUCGCUUGUGUUAUGUAGGCAAACUGGUUGUGUAGACGUAGAUCUUUAAAGUUCAUUUUGCCAUUUUACCUCUUUUACUACCUAGUUAUUGAAAGAAGCAGUGGAAUCUCAGCGUAUGUGUGAACUAAUGAAGCAACAGGAAACCCACCUUAAGCAACAGGUAUGGCUGUUUUUAAUGAUUGUAUAUCUGUGAAAACCUCCAAGAUUUAAAGGGACACUAUACUCAAUACUACAACUACUGCUUCUUGUAUUUGUUCUUGUGAGUAUAAUCCUUCCCGUUAGGCUUUUUGCAGUAAACACUGUUUGUUUCAGAGAAAAUGCAGUGUUUACAUUACAGCCUAAGAUACCUCCACUGGCCACUCCUCAAAUGGUUGCCAUUCAGUGUCUCCACCCUCUGCAUUGAUUCCAUGCAUCUCUAUGAUUGGAUGCUGAUAGGCCAGGGCUGUGUUUGGUUUGUGCAGCCUCUGCCCCUGAACUACCUCCUUGGCCAGUCUCAGCCAAUCCAAUGCUGUCCUGUGGGAAAGAAUUGUGAUUGGCUAAGAUCCCCACUUCUGAAGAUGUCAGACAGAUCGGGGCAGAGCCAGCAGAAGCAGACUGAAAUGAAGGUAAGAUUUUGCUAUAUUUAGGGGGGUAGAUAGUGUUUUUAACUCUAUAGUGUCAAGAAUACAUGUUUGUGUUCCUGACUCUAUAGUGUUCCUUUAAAGUGGUAAAAUAUCCUGCAGCGGUGCUUUCAGCAGGGUAAAAGUCAUGUUUCAUUCUUUACUUUUUUUCCUCCUGGUUAAAUCUUUUAUUGUGUUUAUAGACAAGGCUACAUUGCCUCCUUGUAAUAAGAAUCUUCCCUGAAUCUUCUGUGUCUAAAGAUGGUACAAGAUGGCUUUCUAAAUGGAUUUUAACAUCAUAUCACAUUGUCUCCCUUCAGUUGGCACUAUACACAGAAAAAUUUGAGGAGUUUCAGAACACGCUAUCUAAGAGCAACGAAGUAUUUACAACCUUCAAACAAGAGAUGGAGAAGGUAGGAAACACCAGAGCCUGGUGUUAAAACACUAAACUACGAAUGACUUCUAAAUAUACCCUUCAUCCAUCCUCUUUUUCCAUUUCAUGCAGAUGACAAAGAAGAUCAAGAAAUUAGAGAAGGAAACAACUAUGUACCGAUCUAGAUGGGAGAGCAGUAACAAGGCUUUGCUAGUGAUGGCUGAAGAGGUGAGAGAAACUUUUUUAACUGAAAUGAGUGGAUGUGGGGUGUGCUGUAUGCUUUAUUAUUCUGUUCUGAAUCAGCAAAUUUGCAGAUAUCACCAAAUUGGAUUAACAAAACUACACUGACUUUUUAAAUUUUUUUAUUUAAAGGGACACUAUAGUCAGCCAGACCACUUCAGCCCAAUGAAAUGGUCUGGGUGCUGGGUCCCCAUGGUUUUAACCCUUCAGAUAUAAACAUAGUUUCAGAGAAACUGCUAUGUUUACAUUGCAGGGUUAAUCCAACCUCUAGUGGCUGUCUUCCUGACAGCCGCUAGAGGCACUUCUGCAACGCUGGAUGCGAAAAUCGCAUCCAGCAUGCAGAACGUCCAUAGGAAAGCAUUGAAAAAUGCUUUCCUAUGAACUGUAUGAAUGCGUGCGCGGCUCUUGCUGCGCAUUCCGCUCCACAUGGGAUUAAUGUAACAAACUGAAGGGGUUUUAACCCCUUCAGCGUCACAGGAGGGGGUCCUAAGGAUGCUAUAGUGUCAGGAAAACGAGUUUGUUUUCCUGACACUAUAGUGAUCCUUUAAAGGAAACUCCCCCCCCCCCAUCCCCUCCAAAAAAAUAAAUGAUAUUUUCACCUGUGUGACCUGUCAUUUUUAAUAGCCGUGGGUCAGAAUCUCAUCUGAACAAAAAUUGUCCUCACUUGCCCGGGUGCUCUUCAUUCACAGUGUAAUGUUACGUAUCAAUAACCUGCAGCCUAUGUAAAUGUAAUCUUAAAGAUCUCAGAAGAUAUGGAGCAGCUCUUGAAUGUCUCUUCAGUGCAACUGUUCCAUAUCUUCUGAUGAUCUUGGUCCAACCAAUAAUACAUUCUUUUAUGUUCUUUUCAAUUUAUAUUAAUCUAGCAAAUUUUGUAUCAUCAUCCAAUUGUAAAGGAAGAGAAAUAGGAACAAUGUUUAAUUCCUCCUCUUCUCUGUAUACUUUCAGUAUGAUAAUUGUAGGGUACAAAAGGUGUGGAUUUCUUUAUUUAAUUUUUCAUUUUAUUUUAACACCUCACAAAUGCUUAUUUAGUUACAUAUAGGAAUAAUUAAUAGUAUUAAAAAUCCUGGAAAUGGCAGUUUUCUUUUUAAAAUAAAGUGUUUGUGUUGCAUAGAAUGUCCCUUUAAAGAGAUGUUCUAAGUUAUGAUUGGUUCACUUUAAAGUGGCUCUGUCACAAUAAUAUGAAUAUUAAAUUUUUCCUAAAGUUAGUCCUUAUAAAAACUCAUACUGAUUAUGUUAUAAUUGCAUUAAAAUAAUCAUAAAAAAGAUAACGUAGGGACAUUCUUUGCACUAAAACAAGUUUAGCUCAAUGAAACCGGUUUGGUGUGUAGAACAUGCCCUGCAGUCUCAUUACUCUGCUGUUUAGUGUUAAUCGUUUUGUUGAUGUAAUGCUUGUCACACAUACUUUGGCUGUGACUCACACAUCCACCGUGGGAAAAGGAUUUAUUUUCAAACUGAUCUUACAGCAGAGUUGGUUUGCUUUAGGAAGUUCUUGUUUCCUGCAUUUCUAAAUGUAUCACUGUAUUAAAAAGGGAUUUUUUUUUUUCUUCAAAAUGAGACCUCUUUAUUAGGAUGUGUUUAGGAAGGCUAUGUCAGCCCAUGGGAGGUGUGCAUUUUCUGCAAAAACAUGCACCUGACAUUAUGUAAAAAGUCCUCAGUCCGAUGCAUUCUUAUUAGAUGUCUGGACUGUCUCUCUAAGCAUGCAAUGCUUUUAAAUUGUGAAAUAGCAAAUGUGUUUACUGCUAAUACAUUUAACCUUGAACAAAGUAAAGCUAGUUAAACCUGGAUUGUACAGUAAUAUACCGUAAUACCUUCCUGGAAGACACAGGGUAGUGAGAGGAGACAGAACAAAUAGGAUAUGCAGAUAAAGUGCAAUAAAGAGGAUAAGACAAAUAAAAUGCAACAAGCAAAAUAUAAAAAUCCAUAGAUAAACCAAAUCUCCCACUACAACUGGCAAGAUAUAUGAGGUCCCCACCUGAGGCUAAAUAAACAUGGAUAAAAUGGCAAAGGAAUAGGAGAUCGGUGGUAUAUAGAAGGCACAGUAAUUAAUUGACUCUCUCACAAACUACCUCAGAGUGGAGAUCUUUGGACAUUUUAAUACUGUGGCUAACUACUGCCAAUCCUUUUUUCUUACUGUUCAGUCAUUUUUCUGAUUUGUUAAAUCACUGUUGCACUUUGAACAUACAGACAUUUAGUGGAUAUUCCAUUUUUUUUCUUUCUAAACUGUCAGUAUUCUAUUAUACCACCUAUCUCCUAUUCCUGGUUGCCUCAAUAGCAGAGUUCUUUGCUAUUUUAUCCAUGUUUAACCUAGUAUAGCCUUCUAGGCACUGAUUUAGGUACAUUAUGAAAAUUUGUUGAGUAAUGCCUAUAAUGUAGUUUCUUAAUGAAGUGCGCCAAUAAGCCUAUGGUUUUUGUCAGUAGUCUUUGAAGUUUAAAAGAUCUCUGUGGUUGUUUUAUAUCAUGUGGCAGGAAUACAAAUUUGAAACUGUAAUAAGUCUUUCAAACAUUCUUUAUUUCAGAAAACUCUCCGUGACAAGGAACAAGAAGCAUUGCAUGUCAAAAUCCAGAAAUUGGAAAAACUCUGUCGGGCUUUACAAACCGAGCGCAAUGACCUGAAUAAAAAGGUCCAGGGUUUGAGUGGACCUCCUGCUCCUUUACCAGAAGCCCCACCAGGGGAGUGUGUUAUCUGUACACCCACACCUUCUGAAGAGAAUGUAGAACUGAGCAGCAGCGGGGUGUGUGGGCAUAAUAGUCUGCAGGCUCCAACACAAUCUUCUACUCUUGCCACUUCUGCUGCAGAAUGAUUCAGGCUGUGAUGAUUGCAUUCCUAUCUCCUUUUAUACAACCGCUUCCAUUUUAUACCCACCUCUACACCCUAAGAUAUGCACUCUAUGCUUGCAAGGUUGUUCCCCAGACAAGAUGCAGCAGACAGUUCAGGCAGGGGUACACACAUGGAGGUGUAGUAACUAAUAAAAGUAAAAUGUGCCUGCAUCAUGUUACAGAUUGCUCUCCUAAAGUGUUAGGUAAGAAAGAUAUGGCUUGGCUCUUUAUUAAAAAAUAUUUUUCCAAAGGAGCAGUGCUCCUUUUAAAAUUAAAGUCUGGUUUAUGUGAAAGCAUACAAUUUUAGCUUUCGAGAUUUGUUCUUUAAUACUGAUGCCUGCGUAAGAAUAGAAGGAUAUAGCACUUCCAAAACAAGGAAAAGGUCCCUCCACGGUUUUGAAAAGCUAGUAGGCUACAUAGUUGUGUGACCAUACAUGUGCUUUCAAGAAAGCAAACCCAACUAAUUAAUUUAUUUUGCUUUUUAUUGCCUUUUAAAAAAAUAAUUAGAACCCAUAAAUAUCUUACUAGCAAUAUAGCAUUUACCUACCAUUUUGGGUUAUUUGGAAAAUACUGUUUUUAAAAAUAGCCUAAGAUUGGAUCAUUUGUAAAGUGUUUACCUCUCCUUCUGAUGAAUUUGGGAUAUUUAUGCAUUUUUAAAGUGUAAUUUUAAUUGGCACUUUGGUGUAAAAAGUGAUUUACGAGACUGUGCACAAAUAAACCCUGGCUUCAGGUACCAGUUUAAAUUUGGUUUAGCCUGCAGUAAAGUCACAUAAAUUGUCAAAUCAAGCUUGCAGAAAGGUAAUUUAUUAUUGUAGUCCAGUUUAUAUGGUAUGCUGCAUCUGUACUUAUGGAGGAGGGGAAAAGGGAGGUAUCUAAUAAUGUGGAAUUGCCUAAUAUAAGUGCCACCAAAGAGAUUAGUCUUAAUGAAUUGCUGAUCCCUCCUCUCUGUUCUUCUUACUUUGACUUACCUGUAAAUGUAAUCAUUUUUACACCAGUGUGCCAGUAUGCUACCCCUUUCAGGUACACUACGAGAUCCGUUCUUCCCCUUUGCACACACUCUAAUGUAGCAGGAGUGGACAAGACCAAACUAAAACUACAGGGUGUAGGAGUAGAACCCAUUCCAUUUGUGUGCUCCUUUCCAUCACCUACAAUGCCUGGUUUGUUUCACGUUUGUAACCAAAUCGGUGUAUUUUUGUUCUUUGAGGCUUUAAACUGUGUGUUGAUCCUACCUCUCCUCAUUGGUGAGUAAUCACACUACCUGAAUAUGAAGGGAUCCACUAUUGUAUUUCAGUGGGAAUCAGUAAAGACUGUUUAAAAUAUAAAAUAAAAAUAAUUAACAAUUGCAUAGUACACAAUGCAUUGCACAUUGCUCUUGUCUGUGUUGUCCCAUAAACACCAUGCAGAGCACUAUGCUGUAGGACUGAUCAGCAUGUAGGGAUUAGCCAAACCUUUUCAUACUCUUUAUAGUUGCUGACCUAUUAUAUUUGUUGUUUAGAGCUGAAUGUAAACUCCAGUUCUUCAUUCUUUUGUUCUGUAUAUUGGUAUGCAAAUAGUGUACAAAUCAGUACAUCUAAUACCUGGUGCAUUUUGGCAGUAUCAUCUUCAGUACUGAUGUAUAUUGCAGUGUUAUUUCUGGGGGUCUAUUACAAAAUGCUGCUGUAAGUGUUCAUGCAGCACUUUGCUCUGUAUGGUGUGUGUACACCGCUCUGAAACAAAAUGCAUAUAUAGCCGAGUGUAUUUUUUUGUUUGUUUGUUUUAUCCUUGUUUCAAAGGAUUUUUAUCCUGCAAUGAUUGUAUCUUAAACUCAUUUGGGUGAAUUUCAAAGCCCUUACCACUAUUUCAACAUUUAUGUUAUAUAAGCCAACAUUUCUUCAGUUAUUAAUAAAUAAAGCAGAAUUGGGUGUACAUUUUGCACUAUAUGAACAUUAAUCUGACCAGUGUCUGGCAGCAAAGUCUAUUCAUGGUAAAUUUCCUAAAGGUUUAAGAGAAAUGGUUUCCUCUUAUAGUAGUGGCCUGUUCUUCUGCUGAACUGUUUAAAAGGACACUGCACUGCUCAAAAUACAAAAACAUAAAAAGCUAUACCCCAAAU